Molecule: messenger RNA, 1997 nt
Organism: Silurus meridionalis
Lineage: Eukaryota; Metazoa; Chordata; Actinopteri; Siluriformes; Siluridae
Gene: blnk
Product: B cell linker
Exons: 25
Coding region: 90-1634 (514 amino acids)
Biological process (GO): cell surface receptor protein tyrosine kinase signaling pathway; intracellular signal transduction
Source: RefSeq, a predicted model, not a curated record
CAGUUGCCGGUGUAGUUACAGUAAACACCUCAGAUCAGUGAGCUGCUGUCAGAAAGCUCUUAGUUGGAUGUGGACUAGUUGAAGCUGAAAUGAGUCUGCCAACCAGAGAACAGUUUGAGGAGUGGAGUUCAACCCAGGUAUCCUGCUUCUUGUCUCAGAACAAGAUGCGAGACUGUGCAGUAGCAGUGCAGAGAAUGAAGAUUGAUGGACGGAGGUUUCUGAACCUCUCCGACAAUGAUCUGAGCAAGUUCAGCCUCAUCCAUCGACCGCAAAUCCAGAAGAUAGUUCAGGACAUCAAAAAGAAUGAUGACAGCAUUUUCAAUCGAUUAAAACGGUUCCAAACUGAGCAGACAGCCAACAUUCUUAAAACUGGCAGAAAUACAAUAGACAGACUAACGAACAAUAAACCUCCAAAAGUACCUGCAAGAGACUACCCAGGUGAUAACCAGGACUCAGAACAGUCAUCAGAUUCAGACUUUGACAAUGACCUGUAUGAAGAUCCACAAGGUGAUUACAACUAUGAGCCUCCCCCUUGUGAGCGAUCCUUCAAUCCUGCCCGUAAGAUCAACUACCCAGGUGGAGACUAUCUGGAUGCACGCCCUGGUCGACAAAUGCAAACUAAACCGAUGAUGCCCUUCCUACCAAACAAACCUCCAAUUCCAGAAAAGCCUAAACAAGCAGCAAAUUAUGAUGAGGACUAUAUUGAUCCUGAGGAAGACAUGGAUGAUAACUAUAUUGACCCUUCUGAAAAAGAUCACCAAGGAAUGCAAUCAGGACGCUCAUACAGUCCAGAUGUCUAUGAGGUUCCUGACCAGGACAAUUCUCCAUCCAUCAGUAGGUGCAGCUCAAAGCUCCAAUCCCCAGCACUACAGCUGCCCCCUAAACCAAGUCCCAGACUUCAUAUGAAGAAACCAUCUAUCUGUCCAGAGCCAGAGGAUAAGAAUGGAUAUGAUAUUCAUUUUGAUGGCAGUUUUUCCCCUGCAGGUUCAAAAGAAGAUCGAGAGGAGAGGAAGUGCGUAGAAGAAAGACGGCCAUCUAUACCUGUCCCUCUGCCAAGAGAAGUGAAGAACCCAAAACCACUAGCCUUACAGAAACCGAGCAUUCCAUCUAGAGACAAUGAAGGUAACUUUGUUCGGGAUCCGGCUUCUGCUGUGGUCUCUCCCCCCACUACAUCCUCUUCCUUUUUUCUUGUAAACAGGUCUCUGCAGCGUGACAACCUCUGCAAGAGGAGAGGAAGCUUACCUCAGGAGGACAGUGCCACUAGGCAGCAAGAGGAGGAGGCUGGUGUGUAUAAGAAGCCAUGGUAUGCCAGUAACUGUGACCGUAAAACAGCAGAGGACACACUUACCCGAUCAGCCAAGGAUGGUUCCUACAUGGUGAGAAAGAGCUCAGGUGUAGAUGCCCUGCAGCCCUACACUUUAGUUGUGUUCUACAAUGGGCGGGUUUACAACAUACCAGUGCGCUACAUUCUCGCCACAAAACAGUACGCACUGGGCAAGCAGAAGAACAGGGAAGAGCGGUUUAAAACUGUCUCGGAAAUCAUCGAGAACCAUCAGAAAAACACGCUCGUGUUGGUGGACAUGCAAAGCAACACAAAAGACUCCACUACUCUGAAGCACGCCAUAAAGCCGUGACUCGAUUCCAUUUGAACAACUUCCUGUCACGACUCUUCACACCGUCAGUCUGGUGAAGAAGGAGGGGAAAAAAUUUAACACUGAUCAAAAAGCAAAGUGUUGCUUAUACUGACAACUGGCUUGUAAAAGUGUGUAAAGUAUUCAUGCAUAAGCUGUAUUUAAUGCACUUCUGUUAUACAGUGUAUUUUCAACUCCAGACAAAACAAUUCAAUCAAAGUUUUGAAACAAUUUGCAACAUUUUUAAUUACAAUCUAUUUACUGAGGCUCGGGAUGAAGUGGAAACGGAAUGACCUUAUUUCUAGUGUACACGUAUAUACAUUUCUCAUGUUACAGGUUUGUAAACUUGCAUUUGUACUCAAAGCA